AUGAGUACAAUAAAUACUAAGAGAUAUCUAGUCACUAUAAUCAUACAAUAUUUAGUACUAUUCUUUGAUAUUUUUGUUAAUUCGUUUGCUACUUUCUCCCGAGCGAAUCCAAUUAAUUUAUUAAUUCUCUACGUGGCUCAAGAUAUUUGUCUUAUUAUGACUAUUACACUUUUACUAGUUAACUUCUUUUCCACUUACAUUUUUCAGAUAGGAUUAAUACAAUUAUUAUAUACAAAAUUUCGUGUAACACUAAUAUUGUGUAUCAUAUAUAUGGUAUUAAGCAUUAGUUUACAUACAUGGGACAUUAAAGUGCACUGGUCAUCACCUCUCAAAUACUAUUGGACUAAAGAUUUUCAUGUUUUUUACUCAUUACAUAGAGGAGUUGCAGUUUUACACUAUUAUUUCUAUAAAAGGGCAUCUCUUAGAAUCGCAGAUCCAAGAUUCUAUGAAAGUUCAACGUGGAUUCAAAGCCAGUUCAGCCUGUCAUAAUAUUUAUGUUACAAAAGAAACUAACAAAAGCUUUUCACCUGUGAUAAGCAGAAGAAAUGUAUAAUAGCAAAAAAAGAUGUCCUACAAUUCUUGUAAAUAUUUUUACUUUAUCUACAACGAAAUAUAGUUAUUGCUAAAACAAAAUUUAAGUGGAAUAAUAUUACAAUUUCCCUUUACCCUAAUUUGAGUUUUUCAAAAAUAUUUAUGUCUGCUAUAGUAUAUCUGCUACAAAUGUAAUAUACAAUAGCAAUCAAUUUUUAAAAGUAUUUUUAAGACUAAUUCAUUUUAUAUACAGUAUAAAAAGUAUUAAUAAAGUACUUUUUACAAUUAUUUUGACAUUUUACAAAAAUAAAAUGUAAAAUUUUAUACAUUUUACGAAGCAUACAUGUAUAUAACUCAUAUUAUACAAUACUAUAUUACAUACAUUUAAACACUAAAUUAUAAUUCAUAAGUCAUUAAACAAAUAAACAUACAAAAUGUACUAAUAAUAUAGAUAUUACUCAUAAUAUAAAAUGUUAAGUUUGUACUACAUUAGUAUUUCUAAAAUAUAAAUUAAUAUCACAAGAAUAUAUCUUUUGAAAUUCUCAUCUAUUAAUGACAAAGGUAAGAGCUGAAAAUGAUCAAAUGAUUUAUUAAUUCGUUAAGAUGAUCAUUCCCAUCAUUAUUAUUAUUAUUAAUAGAAAGAAAUUGCAAAGAGAAUUGUUAUAAAAUUUCAGAAAAUUUGCAAUAUAACUUAGCAUAACAUCUUUAAUAUACAAAAGUAAAUUCAUUAUAAAUUAUUUAUUAAUCACUUCACGCAUGCAUCUCAAUGUUAAGUUAAGUAAUAACAGUUUUUCUUUGUAAAAAAUACAAAAAAUUUAAUUUCGUAUCUUUAUGCAAUAUUUACAGCAUCAAAAUUUUAUUUUCAAUGCUUUAUAACAUUUAAGAAUUUUUAUAAAGAUUAA
Molecule: messenger RNA, 1433 nt
Organism: Bombus huntii
Lineage: Eukaryota; Metazoa; Arthropoda; Insecta; Hymenoptera; Apidae
Product: transmembrane protein 138
Exons: 4
Coding region: 1-489 (162 amino acids)
Cellular component (GO): cilium
Source: RefSeq, a predicted model, not a curated record